Messenger RNA from Drosophila kikkawai, 1692 nucleotides. It is a transcript of the gene Tango11, whose product is annotated as transport and golgi organization 11. The record is from RefSeq and is a predicted model, not a curated record. NCBI's taxonomy places the organism in Eukaryota, Metazoa, Arthropoda, Insecta, Diptera, Drosophilidae.
UUCGCGACUGCUGGCCUUCGGUCACACUGCUCCCUCACACAUAACAAAAGGCAGGCGAAAAUUUGUUAAUUUAUACGGAUUUUCCCCCAUUUCCCGGACAUUUUCCUGUCAAUCGAGAGAGCACAGUAGCCAAGGGGAAGGCGCAUAACGACGAUUACAAAGAAAUAGGGCAAAAGGAAACCAGGAACAGAGAAAAGGGAGACACUUCAUCAUGGUAACGCCGCAGUCGCCCACGCCCAUGUUCAAUGGCCUAGACGAUGAUCUCUACACGGAGGCCAAGUUUGCCCACGAAAUCAACGACAAGAUGCGCGUACCCAAGCGCAUCAAGGCCACCGGCGAGUACUCGGACGAGGAUCUGCUGCUGUCGAACCAAAAUGGGCUUAUAAGCUCCUGGAAUUACCACGACAAGAUCGACAUGAAUGUCCCGGAUAGAAUCGUGGUCCUUGGACACAAUCAGCACUUGGAGACGCGCUCGGCACCGCGUGAGAUCCAGCUGGAGAACUCCAUACUGCCCAAGAACCCCUCGAUUGGACUGGUGCGCGUUCAGACGCCGCCGCGUAUUAUUACCCUGACGGAUCAUCACUUUCCCUCGGCCUCCGAGGAGAACUCGCCCAUUAGGCCAAAUGGACACCAUAUGUACGGUGAGGAUCUGGGCGAUGAGGAAGAUGACGAUGAGGCAGGACACCCUGCCACACAGUAUGUACGGGCCAAUGGAGCAGCACGCAUGGGCUUCCAUGCCAACGAUACGCACUCGGUGGAGUCGGACUCGCAGUUGACCACCGGCAGUGCCAGCAAGCGCUCGCAGCAUAACCAGCAGCACAACAAUCUGGAUGCCUCGAUGCUGUCACAUCGCGAGGGCACACCCAUGGGCGAGCUGACGCCCCACGAGGAGAUCCUGUAUCUGAGACGCCAGCUGGCCAAGCUGAACCGCCGAGUGUUGAACAUUGAGAUCAACAACGAGCAGCGUACACAGCGGGAGAAGAUUGUGUAUUGCCUGGGCCUGGCCUACUUUGUUCUAAAGACAAUAUUCUGGCUGAAUCGCAAUUAAAUGGAUGGAUGAACCGACGAAGACGGUGCUAGGCCACAAUACACACACAACCAAUAGCCUAUAAAUGGAGACAGCUUCUUUCGUUUAUGACUCCUUCCUUGUUUCCCUUUGAUUUUUGUGGAAAGGCUCUGAGAGAGACUUUCGUUUGUACGUUUUGCCAUACAACUUUCGUAGUCUAAGCUCGAUAAUAAAUAAGCGCAACACCUUUCUGUUUUGUAGACCGUGGAAAACCCAAAAGAAAUCCCAAAGCAAAGGCAAACCCUACUUAAAUUGUAAGACACCCUGGCACCAUUCUAAAUUUAAGCUUUAAUCUCUACGUGUUUCACCUGAACAACAGCCCCCGAAUUCGAUCAUCAUUGCACCGAUUAGAUAUUGUCUAAAUAGGGUUGUGUUUAUGUUUUUAGAUCUGUUAAUCCCAAAGUGAAGACAAGAAGUAACUCCAAUGGUAUUUUGUAUGCGAUAACCCAUACGAUAAAUAGUUGAAUAUACAUUAUAAUAUAGAGAACUACAAAUCCCACAAGAAUCAUUGCAUUGAUUUUUGCAUAAACCUAAACUACCAGGAGGCAAAAGAGGUCAUUUUAGAGUUUAGCUAUUGAAUUCAUGAUGAUAUUUAAAAUAAAACGUUUAAUAUACCAAAAAAAAAA